UGUCGCAUGAUGUUGUGCUUGUUGGAAUCUGUCUUUACUGCACGCUUCAGAAUAACUGUAUGAGCUUACUUGUCUAUACGCUCUUUACAUACACACAUAUUAGUACUCAACAAAUCUCUUUCUUGGUACAUUUUACACCUCGACAGAGUAAUAGAAACUGGCUUAGCAGAGAUUGGCUAGUGGCAUGGUCUACACAUUGAUGUCAUUGCUGGCAAGGGCCUACGACGGUAACAACAAUACCCUACAAAGACAACUCUUUUUCUCGCCCUGAAGAAGAGAGAGAAUAAAAUAAUACUCACAAAAGAAGAACCUCAUCAUUUAUAGCCACCGAUUGGUUAGAAAUGGGCCAUCACGAAGAUCUUCCAAGUGCAACAGAGCGCGGCCUUAUUUCGCCUCAGUCGGCAGCAUCCGAGGUCGCACAGCAUGCGGCCGAGUUCACCAAACAAUCGGAGAAGCUGUCGCACCAGCGUUUUGAGGACCCCUCGCCGGCAGUUGCUGUGCAAGCUGACUUUGUUACGCCACAGGAUCCCAUUAUAGUCACUUCGGAUGGCAACCGUCUGCCGGGCGUGCCCUUGCAUGAAGCUCACAAGUUAAAUGUGCUGCGCGAAGACUUGACGCAAGGACUAUCAAAAGCAGCAGAGACGAAACAAGGAGCCGUGAAUCAAGAAAAAGGGCCAAGCCAUGGAACAGAAGCUCGAAAAGUUGAUCACCAGCCUGAGGACCAGGAUGGACCAUCUUGGCAGCAAUCGGAGCAAGGAACAUUGAAGCGGGCCAUGCCUCCGUCGCAUACAAACCCAUUGUUUCCACCUCUGCCGCUGUACGGCCCGCCAUCUCUGCUGCGGAAUAUCCAAUGCUGGUUCUUUAGGGCAACGUCGUUUGUUCUGAGCCUGGAAUUCCUCGGCGUGAUUGUGCUCGGCUCGCUGUUUACAUCCAUCCCUACCUACUGUAAAAGGCUAUUUCUGCCGGGCCAAGAGAAAAAGCGGCCGUUCCAUGAGCAGGAGCUCCAAAACGCCGCCAUAAGAAAAGAGAAGGAAACCGAAUGGGACCCAACGGGGGUCCAGAGACGCCUCGAUGUUGAAAACAAGACAAUAGUAGACGAGUAUCCACCGACGGAGGGCGGCAAAGACCCCAUCAUCUGUGACGUCGGCUACUAUGCGCGCAGAGUUGGCCUUGACGUGGAGGACUUCCAAGUCGAGACCGAAGAUGGCUUCAUCAUAGACCUCUGGCACGUCUACGACCCCAAGGAACACACCCCGUUGGAUAAGGCGAGCAGAGAGAAACUCGGCCCAACAGUCUUCGAGGGCCCAGGCCCGGGCCCGGGAGAUCCAAACAAGAAGCGCAAGUUCCCUGUGCUGCUGAUGCACGGCUUGCUGCAGAGCUCGGGGGCAUACUGCUGCAACGACGAUCAGAGCCUGGCGUUUUGGCUCUGCAAGUCGGGAUUCGACGUUUGGCUGGGCAACAACCGCUGCGGCUUCAAGCCAAAGCACGUCUUGCUCGAGUAUGGCGAUCCGCGCAUGUGGUGCUGGAACAUCCGGCAGAUGGGCGUCUUUGACCUGCCGGCGCUCGUGUCGCGAGUGCUGCACGAGACGGGCUUCCACAAGAUUGGCCUCAUCUGCCACUCGCAAGGGACAACGCAGACGCUGGUGGCCCUGGCAAAGGAGCAGCGCCCCGAUCUGGGCGAGAAGCUGACCGUGUUCUGCGCGUUGGCCCCCGCGGCCUACGCCGGCCCGCUCAUCGGCAAGAUGUACUUCAAGUUUAUGCGCAUCAUCUCGCCGGCUAUGUUUAGGCUCAUGUUUGGCAUCCACGCCUUCAUCCCCUUCAUGAUGCAGAUGCACGCGCUGCUGGAUCCGCGGCUGUACGGCUGGCUGGGCUACAAGGUAUUUUCGUUCCUGUUCGACUGGACGGACGAGCGCUGGGACCGCGGGCUGCGGGAUCGCAUGUUCCAGUUCGCGCCGGUGUAUGUCAGCGCCGAGUCGAUGCGGUGGUGGCUGGGGCGCGAGUGCUUUGCGCAUCACAAGUGCAUCUUGGCGACCAAGGAGGUGUUGAAGGCGGAAGAGAGCAUGGACGGCGAUGCUGGGCCGGAUCCGGAUGCAGGGCGCAGUGACGAAAAGGCAAAACCGCCACCAGCUGAAGCUCAUGAGGCCCCGCCAUCUCCAUCAAUCCUCUCGUCGUCAUCGCAGGCCAAGCAGCAGCAGCAGCAGCACCGACGGCGCCACAUCAAGGGCUCUACAGCGUGGUACAACGAGCAGGUGCCUCCGUUCGCGCUGUGGGUUUGCGGCGACGAUGAUCUGGUCGACGGCCAGCGGCUGCUCAGGCGCUUCGACGCUGGGCGCGAGCCGCACGUCAGGGUGGUGCACAGCAAGGUGAUUCCCGAGUAUCAGCACCUGGACGUUAUCUGGGCAAUGGAUGCGGCCGACCAGGUAUUUCGAGAAAUCCGCGAGGUGCUGUGGAAGACGUGCGACGCUCGGGAUAUUUGCAGGAUCCCGGAGGGCUGCGAUACCGUGGCCGAGUGGGUCCCAGCCGAGGCUGUGGAGACGAUGGAGCUGAUGGAGUCGAGCAGCGGCAGCGGCGGCGAAUAGGGAGUCGUCGAUUGCGAUUUUACCUUGGGAAAAUCUGCUGUACCUUGGUAUAAUAUCUUGGAGGGAUUGCCGCGAUUCAUGAGAUGGACUGGGGUUUGGGUUGAUCUGUUCUAUUCUUGACUAGGACUAUUCUUCGUUUUCGUUGUGACACGAAUAGGGGGGGGGGGGAGUUUGGUGUAUAAAAAAGGAGCGAUAGGGUCAGCUUUGUCAGC
Trichoderma asperellum CBS 433.97 is the source of this 2791-nucleotide messenger RNA. RefSeq lists its product as uncharacterized. Gene Ontology annotation, biological process: lipid metabolic process. The record is from RefSeq and is a predicted model, not a curated record. NCBI's taxonomy places the organism in Eukaryota, Fungi, Ascomycota, Sordariomycetes, Hypocreales, Hypocreaceae.